Jaculus jaculus (lesser Egyptian jerboa) is the source of this 957-nucleotide messenger RNA. Its product is annotated as olfactory receptor 13C7-like. Lineage: Eukaryota; Metazoa; Chordata; Mammalia; Rodentia; Dipodidae. Gene Ontology annotation, biological process: G protein-coupled receptor signaling pathway. Gene Ontology annotation, cellular component: membrane. The coding region runs from base 1 to 957 and encodes 318 amino acids. The transcript has a single exon. The record is from RefSeq and is a predicted model, not a curated record. Gene Ontology annotation, molecular function: G protein-coupled receptor activity; olfactory receptor activity.
AUGGAAGUGGCCAACCAAUCCACUGUGGCUGAAUUUAUCUUGCUGGGCCUGUCAGAUCAGCCAAAGCUGGAGAAAACGCUCUUCAUUCUCAUCCUUUCCAUGUACCUGGUGAUCCUGCUGGGCAACGGGGUCCUCAUGUUCCUGACCAUCCUCGACCCCCGCCUGCACACGCCCAUGUACUUCUUCCUGGGGAACCUCUCCUUCCUGGAUGUCUGCUACACCACCUCCUCCAUCCCUCUGGUCCUGGAUGGCUUCCUCACUCCCAGGAAAACUAUCUCUUUCUCAGGCUGCGCUGUGCAGAUGUUUCUCUCCUUUGCCAUGGGAGCCACAGAGUGUGUACUGCUGGGCAUGAUGGCAUUUGAUCGCUAUGUGGCCAUCUGCAACCCCCUUAGGUACCCCUUGGUCAUGAGCAAGGCUGCCUGCGUGCCCAUGGCUGUCUGUUCCUGGGUGGCUGGUGGCACCAACUCCUUGGUGCAGAUCUCCCUUGCAGUACAGUUGCCCUUCUGUGGGGACAAUGUCAUCAAUCAUUUCACCUGUGAGAUCCUGGCAGUUUUAAAGUUGGCUUGUGCUGACAUUUCCAUCAAUGUGGUCAGCAUGGGGGUGACCAAUGUGAUCUUCCUGGGGGUCCCAGUUCUGUUUAUACUUGUCUCCUACAUCUUUAUACUCUCCACCAUCCUGAGGAUCCUCUCACCUGAAGGGCUACGAAAGGCCUUCUCCACCUGCUCCGCACAUCUUGCUGUGGUCGUUAUUUUCUAUGGGACUAUUCCUUUCAUGUACGCAAAGCCCAAGUCAAAGGACCCCCUGGGGGCAGACAAGCAGGACGUUUCAGAUAAACUCAUCUCCCUGUUUUAUGGAGUGCUGACUCCCACGCUCAACCCUAUCAUCUACAGCCUGAGGAACAAAGAUGUGAAGGUUGCUGUGAAGAACCUGGUGAGUCAGAACUGCUUCACCAAGUGA